Molecule: messenger RNA, 5599 nt
Organism: Apodemus sylvaticus (European woodmouse)
Lineage: Eukaryota; Metazoa; Chordata; Mammalia; Rodentia; Muridae
Gene: Il22ra1
Product: interleukin 22 receptor subunit alpha 1
Exons: 7
Coding region: 102-1850 (582 amino acids)
Molecular function (GO): protein binding
Source: RefSeq, a predicted model, not a curated record
GGGCGGAGCCAGCUGCCAAGCGGCAAGACUUCACACACACACACCCAAGCCUCUGUGCAGGGGUUCAGAGCCGAGACCCAAAGGGACCCUGGAGGCGCCCAAUGAAGACACUACUGACCAUCCUGACGGUGGGAUCCCUGGCCGUUCACACUACUGAGGACACAUCUGGUCUCCUUCGACACGUGAAAUUCCAGUCCAGCAACUUUGAAAACAUCUUGACGUGGGAUGGUGGGUCAGCCAGCGCCUCCGACACCGUCUACAGUGUGGAAUAUAAGAAGUACGGCGAGAGAAUGUGGCUGGCCAAGGCGGGCUGCCAGCGGAUCACCCAGAAGUUCUGCAACCUGACUAUGGAGACCCGCAACCACACGGAAUUUUACUACGCCAAGGUCACGGCCAUUAGCUCGGGAGGCCCACCGGUCACCAAGAUGACGGACCGCUUCAGCUCACUGCAGCACACUACCAUCAAACCACCUGAUGUGACCUGUAUCCCCAAAGUGAGGUCCAUUCAGAUGCUGAUCCACCCCACACUCACACCCGUCCUCUCAGAAGAUGGCCACCAGCUAACCCUGGAGGAGAUUUUCCAUGACCUGUUCUACCGCUUAGAACUCCACGUCAACCACACCUACCAGAUGCACCUUGAAGGCAAACAGAGAGAAUAUGAGUUCCUCGGCCUGACUCCAGACACUGAGUUCCUCGGCUCCAUCACAAUUUUGACUCCAAUAUUGUCCAAGGAGAGUGCCCCCUACGUGUGCCGUGUAAAGACACUGCCCGAUCGGACGUGGGCCUACUCUUUCUCCGGUGCGGUGCUGUUCUCCAUGGGUUUCUUUGUUGGCUUGCUCUGUUAUCUGGGCUACAAAUACAUCACCAAGCCACCUGUACCUCCUAACUCCCUGAACGUCCAGCGUGUCCUGACCUUUCAGCCUCUGCGCUUCAUCCAGGAGCACGUGCUGAUCCCCGUCCUGGACCUCAGCGGUCCCAGCGGUCUGUCUCAGCCCAUCCAGUACUCCCAAGUGGUGGUGUCUGGGCCCCGGGAGCCACCUGGAGCGGUGCGGCGGCCCAGCCUGUCUCAGCUCACCUAUGUUGGGCAGUCAGAUGUCUCCAUCUUUCAGCCUACCACUGUGCCGGCUCAGCAGACGCUAUCUCCACCAUCCUACAUUCCAAAGGCUAUCCCUGAGGUCCAGCCCGCGUCCUACGCACCUCAGGUAGCCUCGGAUACCAAAGCUCCGCUCUACUCACCACAGCAGGGGGUGAAGACCAGACCCACCACCUAUAACCCGAAAGACAUUCUGGACAGCUGGCCUGCUUCCUAUGCUGUGUGUGUGGAAGACUCCGGCAAAGACUCCACCGGGGGGAUCCUCUCCAGUCCCAAACACCUCAAGCCGAAAGGUCAGCUCCAGGAAGACACACUUGCUAGAAACUGUCUCCCAGGGGACCUUUCUCUGCCGGAAGUCACCUCCUUAGACAAGAAGGAGGAGGCAGAGAGACCAAAAUCACUCCCCUCGCCUCUGGGGUUUUGUACAGACAGAGGCCCUGACCUUCACACACUGCACAGUGAGGCACCAGAGACAACACGGUACCUGAAGGGGGCGCUGUCCCUCCUGUCCUCUGUUCAGAUCGAGGGCCACCCUGUCUCCCUCCCUUUGCACAUUCAUUCUGACUCAAGUUCCCCCUCAGACGAGGGACCAAGUCCCUGGGGCCUGCUGGACUCCCUCGUGUGUCCAAAGGAUGAGGGUUCAGAGGCAGAGGCUGAGGCCAUGCAUCCCAGUGCUGCAGCCUCUGAGCUGGAGCAGUCCACAGAACUGGACUCUCUUUUCAAAGGCUUGGCCCUGACUGUGCAAUGGGAAUCCUGAAGGGAGAUGAGAGCAAACAGGCCUAGGUUUCCUCCUGCCCCACCCAGCUAACAACACCACACCCACUGAGCCACAGGUUCUAAGGCCCAGCCCCCAGGGGGUGCCCUCAAGAGAAUGAGAGGAAGAUUUGGGCCCCACAUGGGCAUACAAAUGUAUGGUGAGGGCUCUAGUGGAGAUGCUGCAGGCUGGCAGCAUGUGCAAAUGGCCUGUGCCACAGAGCCCAGCAGGCAGGAUAGACAGAGUGGGGUAAUGGCAGGGAAAUCUGGAGAGCCACCCAGCUCCCUCCAUCUUGUUUAACCAAGAGUGAGGCGUCCACCUUCUCUGAAGGAUCUUGGACUGGAAGCUGGGGACUGGGCGUAACAGGCGCCUCAGCUGAGGUCAGAGGCCACACAGCAGCAAGACUUGAGGGCAGAGUGCAGUGGAGGCUCGCUCCUGCUCAGAGAACCCUUCUUCGCUCUGCUGUGGGAGGCUUCACCCAGGAGUGACUCCUUAACCCAUCAGGGGGAGAGGGAUGCUGCAUAAAAGUUUACUACAGGCCAGAGUCCAGAGAAAAGCAUUUGAAAGGGGCAUGGCUCCUUGGAACCCAAAGGCUUCUGAAUCUCAGCCUGUCCAUGUCAUCGGCAGGAUAUCAAGCAAGUGAAUGAGCUCAGACCUCAGUUUCCCCAUCAGUGAAAUGGGUAUCAUCACACUCAUCCUCUGAGGCAGUGCCGAAGACAACAUUAAGGUCUGGGAAUUGCUUUGUGGCACCUAGCACAUGGACAGAAUCUACUACUUGGCCUCUGUCUCCUACUGGGGAUUUUUUUUUUUUAAUCUAGAAACAGGAGGAGGGCCUCCUUAUGUUCCCAUGGGCUCACGGGCAUUUUCUCAUGGGUUAGAGACUCUUGCAGGCCAGAACUGGCCUAUCUAGGGCAGACAAGAGGAGUCUCCACAGAGCCUUCUGGAAACAGGCCCAGAGAAGCAACAAAUGGCACAGAGCCCUCUCCUUGAGGUUGCAGGUAGAAGCUGUUUGGGCAGAGGCCAUCUCACAAGGCCUUCUUUGCACGGAGGGAGCCCCAGGCCUCUGUCUGCCCCACCUGGAGACACACCAUCAGCUCUGCACCUCCCUGGCCCUCUGGCCCGUGCCUGCACACAGCAAGAAGAAUGUGUGCUCUGCUGCUGGAAAGCUCUAGCUGUCAAAUCACUCCCAGAUGGGCCUCACCACGAGGAAGCCAAGGCCCAGGCCAACGCAAGGCUCUGCUGUGGAGUCUACACGCAAACACAGGGCCCUUCGUGCCAAGGAUGGAUGCUCUCCACCCUGUUUGAAUUCUUGGGGGCUGAGUUUGGCAGAACAUAAAGCAGGGGGACCCCUAAAGGGUUCCCGAGAGUUAGGAGCCCUUCCCAUCGCCUUCUGGCCCCAGAUUUCUGAGACGCAACCCCAGACUCCAUUUGCAUCACCGCAGCCUUCCAGAGGUACACUGUGUCCUUCCGCCAUGCUCACCUGUGUUUCCCCUUCUUUUCCCCACCGGAUCCCCUUAAUGACACACGGUGACAGGUGGGUCUCUUAUCUAUAUGUCAUUAAUAUUUAACUGCCCUCCAAGGUUCCUGACUCAGUAUCUCAUGCCAAAGGUUAACCAUUUUUACUUUGUUUACAACUGAAUGGCUGGCCUGUUCUUGCCUGGUCAGUACAACCAGGGUUACAGAGCGUUUUUAUGGAAGGCCAUAAACUGUCUGUCAGCUCCCAGGGCUAUAUAUGUAUGGCGACCAUGACAAAUGAGGGAGAAGCUGGAGUGUCUGAGGAGGAGCCCUGCGGCCUCCUUCUGAGAGCCUCUCUCAGAUAGAUCACCACCCACACUCCUCCCCUGGCAUCCCAGGCUCAUAGCUGGACUGGAUCCUCCCUGCUUUGGCAGGCUGUCAAAGCCCCACCAGGGAGAGAUGGUGUGCUUGACUUUUCUGAGAGCCCUACCUUCUGACUCAGUAGCCUGGGCAGUCUCCAGCCCUGCCUGCUGUGCCCUGUCCCACCCAGGAGUCUCCAAGUCACCUGCCUAACAAGGAAAGGCAGAGCCAUGGGUCAUGUGGAGUGACCUCAGCAUCCCCACAACCUUAUCCUCCAGGGAACGUUCCAAGACCCUGGACCCCUGUCCGGCCGGAACUCACAAGCCGUGCGCAGACAAGGAGAGCUAAGAACGCAGCCCAACAUAAAUGGCAGACUCACCUAAAACGUCAUGGUUUGGUUUUUUGGUUUGGUUUGUUUUUGGUGACGCAGUUGUCUGGUUUUCCAAGGGUGAAGAUGACAGUGUCACAUCUAGAUGAUGUUUGAAGCCACAGACACUACUGAUCCUGCAGAUAAUCUGCUCUGUGAUAAAGCUGAAGCUAUAAACCAGGCAGGAAGGGACAAACAGGCACACAAUAGAACGGCAACUGGAGGAAGUGCAGUAAAAGUUACUUGAACACAAAUAGUUAGGUACCAAAAACCAGUCUGAUUGAAUGGUGUGGUGUAGCAUACAGAGUGGAAACACAGGAUGAGGUAUGUCUGUGGCUGGAUGACAAAGGACGGCAGCUGAGACAGGCGUGACCAGAGGGAGGGAGGGAGAGAGAGCGAGCCUGCUUCCUGCUUCCUUUGGAUCCUUGCUAUGGAGAGUCAGAGCUCUGAGGCCCCCUAACCCACACACACAGCCCCUGCUCCCUCCACCCAUUUUUCUUUUGGAUAUAAGGAGGAAGGAGACCAGGAAGCUUCCCCUGCUGUGCGGAAAGGAGGACAGCACCCAGAAUGAACCAGAGCGAGAGCUACAGCGCACAGGAAGAGACUGAGGAAGACCCAGAAUCUCAGGGGACCCGCAGGGAGGAGACAUCUAGGUAGGCAAGUCUCCAUGGCAACCCAAAGUUGCUGCCAUCGGCCACAGUUGGGCUGUAGACUGAGCAGUUGGUAGAGGUGGCCCUUGGUUUAGUCAUAAGUCCAAGAAAAUAAGAGACAAAUAAAGGAAGAAGGAAAGAGGAGAGAGAUGGAUAUGGAAUUGAGAUGCUGUGCCAGCUAAGCAUUUCCUGCAUUUAGUCUCACAAUCAUUCAGCAAGACAGGUGGCCAUGGUGUGGUGUGUGUGUGUGUGUGUGUGUGUGUGUGUGUGUGUGUGUGUGUGUGUGUUUGUAUGUGUGUGUGUAUUUGUGUGUAUGUGUGUGUUUGUAUGUGUGUGUGUUUGUGUGCGUGUGCGUGUGCGUGCAUGCGUGUGUGUGUGUGUGUGUGUGUGUGUGUGUGUGUGUGUGUGUGUAAUGAGAAUUCUGGUUUCUUUUAGAAACCCAGUUAUGUUCUGUGAAUGUGGUUUUGUUUUAAUCCUAGGUGUGGGAUAAGAGACUGCUUCACAGCAGGUGACUAUGAUUUGCCUCGUGCUUUAGCAAGGGUGUGGUUUUGCCAGCUGCAGAUAGUGUGUGAUGUUUGGAAUUCUGGGAACUUUCAAGAGGGUAUAAAUUCCAGAACCCCAAGAGAGGCUGAACUCAGAGGAGCCUGUUGCUCCCCACUGCUGCUGGGUUCCCGUUGUGGUGAUUUGUCAAGUGAUUGUGAACAAAGUGAAGAGAAGAAGAAAUUGUAGAUAUCCUUAUAAUGACAAAGACUGAACUUGGAAAAAUGAUACCUCUAAUCAGCAGGGAGUCAUCAAAAGAGAUCAACGCCACCUUUCCCCUCUACCCUUCUUUUGCUUCUACCUAGUGUUGGUGGGUUGGAAAGGAUUAAGGAGGAAUAGGGUGGCAGAUAUAAGGACCCAAUAAAGUAGCCCAAAAAGUA